UUGUUUUGUACGAAACGGAUCAUGUGAAACAACAAAAACCAAAAACAAUCCAUUGAAAUCUAUCUAUCUGUUCCACCAAAAGCCCUUUUCCCACACCGCAUCCACCGGCCCAUCUCCGAUCAGAUCUGUUCCCUUUUUCUCUAGAUCUCCCCACCAACGUAUAUCAAAUAAAGAAAACAACCCUUCGACUGUUACAAUCUAAAAACUUCCUCGCAUUUAUGCAGAAUUCUUGCUUCCAAAUGCUCAAUCAUGAGCAUUUUCGCUGAAGAAAUCGCUGAGAUUGGUAAGGUUUGUGCAUCGAUUUCGCUGAAAUGGGAUCGGCCCACUCCGUGCAAUUAGCGGAGGAAAGAGAGGAGGAGGAGGAGGAGGAAGAAGAAGACGACGAUGAAGAUGAUGGUGAUGAUAAUGUCGAGCCUGCCAGAGCUGAAUUGGGUAACUAUUUGGUGAAGAAGGUUAUCGAGCAGGAGCCGGAGAUGCUACCUUGUCACGCAUUAGCCUCGCCGUUGUCGCCUCAGCCUUCCUCCAUUGGUACACCACGAUUGGGGCCGGCGAUCAAAGUUUGGGACCCGUAUAACGUCUUGGCGCCACCGCCGCAGCUGCCUCCUCCACCGAUGUUCACUCGGAGCUUCUCGUCCAGUUCGAUUGACGACGAUCGGGUGGUUAUGGAGGUUUUUCUGAUUAGCCAUGGGGAGUGCGAGUUAAAUUUGAGGUCAGACUUGGUCGGCGGGCGAUGCCCUGAGGCGGGUUUGACUCCGAAAGGGAAGCGGCAGGGGAGAGCGUUGGCGGUGUUCUUGAAAUCUCAGGGUGUUCGUUUCAAUGCCGUGUAUUCGUCUCCCUUGGAUCGGGCCCGAUCUAUGGCAGUUUCCGUUUGCCAGGAAAUGAAUUUUAUGGAGGAACAAAUACAAAAUUCGGAUGCCCUUACAGAGAUGAGUCAGGGACACUGGGAGCGUUGCCUUCGGUCUGAAAUAUAUACACCUGAAACAUUGAACUUCAUUGAUAGAAUUCAACCUGACUUCUCUCCACCAGCUGGAGAAUCACUAAGGCAGGUUGAAUUUCGUAUGGUUCAAUUUCUUAAUGGAACCAUCUUGGAACUUCCUGAAAAGUUGAGGUCAGAUGUUUUAUUGCACCGUCCUAAUGAUACACUUCAAAUGUCACACGAACUAACCAAUUCAAUUCGCGAUCGAGAUGGGCAUUCUCUCCCAUCCCCACAUUGGGAUUUGCCUCAUAGGCAGCGACAGGGGAUCACAAGAAGAAAGUCUGGCAAAAGUAGGCUACAAACUGUAACUAGCACGGGAGAACAUGAUGUUGAAGAGGAGGUCUCACCUCAUGAUGCCACUCACCAAAGUACAUUAAAUGAUCUAAGUAUCAGGAACUCUUCCUCUUGUACGACUUGUAUAGGCAUCUUCACGCAUGCAAUUCCAAUUAAAUGCCUCCUCACCGGCCUCCUCGAAUGCAGCUUGGUAAUGCUGCACAAGUUUUGCAUUGAAGAUUCAUCUGUGACUGUUUUACAGCAUUCACUAAAAUCGGGCUGGCAGAUAAAAACAUUGAAUGAUACUGCACACCUCAGGCUUCUCUAAUGAAAGCAAUUCCACUUCCCUACUGAUCGAUUCCAAUGCCAUAAGAGGAUCUGUUAUCACAAAAUGGCCAAAGCUGCCAUUUAUAUAAUUUUUGGAUUGAAUUUUCUCUUUAAUCCUUUUCCUCGUGUCUUUUGCACUAGCGGGCUAUAUUCCUGAAUCUCUGUUGUAAUCAUUUUAGUAUUUAUGAUAGAUUCAACCCACACACCUCUCACAAAAAUAUGGAAAAGUGAAAGUUGCUGUAUCAAGUGAUUCUUUUGAUAUGUACCAUUUUAUCAUUGAUCUUAUAUAAUUUGAGCUCUGCAUACAGGCACGAUCUCCUCGUGAAAGCAGGUCAGUAUUGCAGCUCGAGACGAAUGGAAAUCUAUUUGGUUGUUUAUUUUGAUCAGAAAA
This is a messenger RNA of Cucumis melo (muskmelon), 1967 nucleotides long. RefSeq lists its product as uncharacterized. NCBI's taxonomy places the organism in Eukaryota, Viridiplantae, Streptophyta, Magnoliopsida, Cucurbitales, Cucurbitaceae. The record is from RefSeq and is a predicted model, not a curated record. The transcript is spliced from 2 exons. Bases 312 to 1577 code for a protein of 421 amino acids.